Molecule: messenger RNA, 315 nt
Organism: Striga hermonthica
Lineage: Eukaryota; Viridiplantae; Streptophyta; Magnoliopsida; Lamiales; Orobanchaceae
Source: the annotation of a GenBank genome assembly
AUGGUCAUGAAGAAAAUGGAAGCAAAAAUUGAGUAUGCUCCAAAAGUGUUUGAUUGUGGGAGUCCAUUGUAUGAUUCUCAUGAGUUGGUUUCACUAGCAAAUGUAAUCGAGAGGCAUACGAUGGCCUUGCCGUGGUCUUCUGGGCCGGGCUCGGGCUCGGAAUUGGGCUCGUCGAGAGGUGGAUCUGGUGCAACGAAGAAGAAAAAUAGCGGUCGUAAUAUUUUUCGCAGAAGGCGGGAAAAGGAGAAAUCCAAAGGGGUUAAGAGUGUGAUUUAUGGGGUCCUUAGUAAAUUUGGUUUGAUCAAUAAAAUGUGA